AAGAAGCGCGACGGAAUAAUCAACAAAAGCGGUCAGCGGCGGCAAACAUGGCGAGACGGAGAGAUAAUGGAGAAGCCACCAGGACAGCGCAGGAAGAGGAGGAAGCCACCUGGACAGAGCAGGAAGAGGAGGAAGCCACCGUGAUGCCUGGUCAAGCGAGAUGCCAACUCCACGACCGGCUGGUCAGCGACCUGUGCCUGGGCAACUACGACCACGCCUUGGAACGGAUCCGCGAGGCCCUGUUAAUGACCAUAGAUCGCAAACAGAUCGAGGCCCUCUUGGAGAUUAAGACCAUAGUGAUUCGAUUGUGCGGCGACUCGAAUGUCGGCGGCGAUCAGAUUUUCGGCCCCACCUUACAGUCGGACGCACUGCCGCACGCCUUCACCGCCGAGAUGCUGGACGUUGUUCAGAAGGUACUGCGAUGCCGCAACCACUACGAGGUGCUGGGCCUCUCGCAGAACGACCCCUUCUCGGAGGUGAAGCGCUCCUACAAGAGGCUGGCCCUGCGCCUCCAUCCCGACAAGAACCGGGCUCCUGGCGCCGAGAUGGCCUUCCGCCGCAUCAGCGAGGCCGCCGACUGCCUAACGGACCACGAGAGGCGGAUAAAGUACACUUUGGACAUGGGCAUGGGCGACUCCGAGUACUCUGAUGGGGAGAAUGUGGAGCAGGAGGAGGGAGAGGAGGACUACGAUGGGGGUACGCCGCGACGCCCCUAUAUGGCGGCCAAUCAGCGCGUGCCCCAGAGUCAGGCGCUGUUCCAGACCGAACAUCUGGCCAUCGGAAUGGUGUGUGCGCUGCUCUUCAUGUUCCUCACCAUGCAUUUCCUAAGCACCGUGCCCGACUACAGCUUCAAGCGCACCAGCACCCACAGCUUGGUCCGCUUCAGCCAUUCCAGGAAUAUAGCCUACUACAUGAGCCCGAAGACCGCCGCCAAGUAUACGGAGGAGGAGCGCCAGGAGCUGGAGCAGGAGAUCGAGAGCGUGUACAUCCAAGACCUGAAGGUGAACUGCCAGCAGGAGACGAGACUGCGCGACACUCUGCGCCUGCGGGCGAGGCAGGGCGAUCUGGAAAAUAUGCGCCACCAUGCGGAGGACCUGCCGUUAGCAGCCUGCAAGGCGCUCUUCGAGAUCGGGAAGUCCAGCCCUAGGCCGUUUCUGUCAAGUAAUCCAAAGAAGCAGCAGCCCACAGAGGUCUAGUCUUGCCCCAAGACUCAACUACUCCUCCUCCUGCUCCACAUUCUCCCCAUCAGAGCACUCAAAGUCGCCCCUGCCCCUGCCCUUGUCCAAAUUGUACUAUAUCGGGGAUAUCUGUUCAAAGCUAAAAUUUGUGAAUAAAUUAA
This is a messenger RNA of Drosophila persimilis, 1339 nucleotides long. Its product is annotated as dnaJ homolog subfamily B member 14. Bases 48 to 1196 code for a protein of 382 amino acids. Gene Ontology annotation, biological process: cellular response to misfolded protein. Gene Ontology annotation, cellular component: endoplasmic reticulum membrane. The transcript is spliced from 4 exons. The record is from RefSeq and is a predicted model, not a curated record. Lineage: Eukaryota; Metazoa; Arthropoda; Insecta; Diptera; Drosophilidae. Gene Ontology annotation, molecular function: Hsp70 protein binding.